Magnolia sinica is the source of this 4374-nucleotide messenger RNA. RefSeq lists its product as uncharacterized. Gene Ontology annotation, cellular component: cytoplasm. NCBI's taxonomy places the organism in Eukaryota, Viridiplantae, Streptophyta, Magnoliopsida, Magnoliales, Magnoliaceae. Bases 485 to 3904 code for a protein of 1139 amino acids. Gene Ontology annotation, biological process: peptidyl-threonine phosphorylation; peptidyl-serine phosphorylation. The transcript has 7 exons. Gene Ontology annotation, molecular function: protein serine/threonine kinase activity; protein tyrosine kinase activity; ATP binding. The record is from RefSeq and is a predicted model, not a curated record.
GUUUGUUACCUCCUCUGCUGCUGCUGAUGGCGAUGCAAUCCAAGGCCCAGCGACAGACCCCAUCGUCAUCAGCAUCGUCCAAUCAUCUCUUCUCAGAAACGCACCAUCAGCAUCACCUCUUCCUCUGCUCAAAUUCGAUCUCAACCGUCCAUUCAUUCUGUAAGUCUUCUGCCCCUCUCUCCUCCUUCCCAUCCAUGCCCAUUUCUUCCUUUUUCUUUCUUUUCUUCGCCUUCUUUGGUUUGGGGUUUUUUCUCCAGAACUAGGGUUCUGUUUACAGAAAUUCUAGGGUUGUUCUUCAACCCGCUGGAUCUCAGCAUCAACAACUCAGAUUCGUCGGCUUUGUCGUCCCACAUUCGUUUCGGAUUUCUGGAAUUUCUUUCUAUUUCCUCUUUUUCUCCCACAAUUUUUUGGGGGGUUAUUUUUCAGGCUUCGAAAGCUUGAUUUUCUAGCCCCCGGCUCAUUUUAGCGUCGAUUGUUGGGCGUCAUGGCGGAAUCGGUCGAUGUCAUUUUGGAGUUCCUGAAACAGAAUCGCUUCACGCGGGCUGAGGCAGCUCUCCGCCGUGAGCUCAGUGGCCGAUUGGAUUUGAAUGGAUCGGUUCCGAACCUUCUUUCGGAGGGAAAAGACGCUGGCAGUGAUCGGAUGGCAGAAGAAGGAAAUGAUGAGAAAACAGCGGUAAAAGGCGGCAUUGGACACUCUCAAAGUGGCGAAGUUUCGAAAGAACUUAUAGUCAAGGAGGUUGAUUGCAGGACAGUUGGAAAUGGGGCUAACAUGAAAUUUAAAUCCGCGUCUGUUGGGGAAAGAAACAAGGCUGGUGAAUUCUCUGGGUCAAGUGAAAAGAAUGGUUUGGAUGAUCUGUACUUGUGGAAUUCGAAUCCUGAAAAUGGCAACAUGGGCCCUUUUCUGAAAGAUGGCUGUGUGGUCACUAGCAAUUUUUCGGAGCUUCAAUUGUCUGGGCAAUCAAAAUCUCGUUCUGUCCCAGUUCCCAACCCAAGGAGUUCAGUUGGAACGGUUGAUUUUGGACAGAGCUAUGGGACCGGGUCGGGGGAGCAAAGAAUGUCAUGGGUCGGAAGCACAAGUAAAACAAGCAGCGAAAUGAAGCAUGAGAGUAAUAGGACAGGGGACAGUUACUCUAAAGAGCAUAUAUUGGAUAAUUUGUGGUCAAUGGGUGAGGGACCCGUGCAUUCUUCUUUGGACAUAUGGAAGGAGUGCUCUGUAAAGACUGUUUUGCCAUUCCCGAUGGCGGAUGCGUCAUCCUGUUAUGAUAGCAUUUUCAGUUCCAGCGAUAGUAGAAAAGAAGGGAGGCAGAAAUCUGAACGGAUGGAUAUUGGGAGCUUGGAUUUGCCGCCUGUGGCAGAGAACCACAAGGAAGAGCUGCCACGGUUGCCGCCUGUUAAGCUCAAGUCGGAGGACAAAACAAUGAAUAUGCAUUGGGAGGAGAAGGACAAUUAUCGUGGGCCCGGAGCAAAGAUGUCGAGUACUGACAAUGACUUUUUGGUGGGAUCAUUUAUCGAUGUUCCAUUCGGGCAAGAAAUCAACUCUUCAGGUGGAAAGAGGACUGUUGGAAGUAGCUGGCUAUCCGUAAGUCAGGGAAUCGCUGAGGAUACAUCUGAUUUAGUUUCUGGUUUUGCAACUGUUGGUGACGGCGUGAGCGAAUCUAUUGACUAUCCAAAUGAAUAUUGGGAUUCUGAUGAAUAUGAUGAUGACGAUGAUGUUGGAUACAUGAGACAGCCUAUUGAAGAUGAGGCCUGGUUUCUGGCUCAUGAGAUUGACUACCCAAGUGACAAUGAGAAGGGAACAGGGCAUGGAAGUGUUCUGGAACAGCAGGAAAGAGGACCAACAAAAGAUGGGGAUGAUGACCAAUCUUUUGCUGAAGAGGACUCUUUUUUCUCUGGCGAACGGUAUUUUCAGACAAAAAAUAUCCAGCAAGUUUCUGCAUCUGAUGAUCCUGUAGGGCUUUCAAUGGCUUCAAUGUAUGGAAGAAGAGAUGAAAAUGAUUUAAUAGCUCAAUAUGAUGGACAAUUGAUGGAUGAAGAGGAGCUAAAUUUGAUGCGUGCAGAACCUGUUUGGCAGGGUUUUGUUACUCAGUCAAAUGAACUUACCAUGUUUGGAGGCAAUGGGAGAGUUCUCAACGAGUGUGGACGGCCACAGCCAGAUGAUUUAUGCAUGGAAGAUGAUCAACAUGGUUCAGUCAGAUCUAUCGGUGUAGGAAUCAACAGUGACGCUGCUGACUUCGGCAGUGAAAUACGAGAAAGUUUGGUUGGGGGGAGUAGUGAAGGGGACUUGGAAUACUUCCGUGAUCGCGAUGCUAGUAUUGGUGGGUCCAGGCAUUCUCAGCAUUACACAGACAAGGGUUAUCUUGAGCAACCAGCCAGGGAUAGAUCAAAUAAAACCAAACCAGAUACAAAUAAGUAUAUUGUAGGAGCUGAAAAGGGUUCUCUGGGAGUGAGUUUUACUGAGAGUGGAUUUUCAUUCCCACCCCCUUUGAGAGCUGUGGAUGUGGUGCAGGAGGACCCUGGCAGAACUUUAUGGUCAAGCAAGGGCAAGUUGGUGACCGGUGAUGAAGCAGAUAAACAUGGCAAUGGUUUGAUGGGGACUGACGAUAUGCUUGCCACAUGGAAGCGAAAAAAUAGUGAUUCUUCACCUGGGAAGAGCUCUAGGGAUGAAAAUAUUGCUGACCCAGCAACAAAUUCAACUGCAUCGACACUCUCAAAUGAUGGUUAUCCUGAAAGAGAGUUUGUCAAGAAAGAUCAAGAUGACAAAGCAGGUGAUGUAAUAGAAGGAGAUCCAGGAACAAUGCUAGAAGAUGAAGAAGCAGCAGCUGUACAAGAGCAAGUAAGACAGAUAAAGGCUCAGGAGGAAGAAUUUGAAACCUUUAACCUCAAGAUUGUGCAUAGGAAAAACAAAACUGGCUUUGAGGAGGAUAAAAACUUCCAUGUUGUUCUGAAUUCAGUGAUUGCUGGUCGUUAUCACGUUACGGAAUUUCUAGGAUCAGCUGCAUUCAGCAAAGCUAUUCAAGCGCAUGACUUGCACACAGGCAUGGAUGUCUGUGUGAAGAUUAUAAAGAACAACAAAGACUUCUUUGAUCAGAGCCUUGAUGAGAUAAAGCUUCUCAAGUUUAUUAACAGGAAUGAUCCUGCUGACAAGUACCAUAUUCUCCGUUUGUAUGAUUACUUCUAUUAUCGUGAGCAUCUGUUGAUUGUGAGUGAACUUCUCAAGGCAAACUUAUAUGAGUUUCACAAAUUCAAUAGAGAAUCUGGGGGGGAGGUUUAUUUUACAAUGCCAAGGCUGCAGUCAAUUACCAUUCAGUGUUUGGAGGCACUUCAAUUUUUGCAUGGCCUGGGUCUCAUACAUUGUGAUCUGAAGCCUGAGAACAUCUUGGUAAAAAGCUACAGCAGGUGUGAAGUGAAGGUCAUCGACCUCGGAAGUAGUUGCUUCCAAACAGAUCAUCUGUGCUCAUACGUACAGUCUCGGUCUUAUCGUGCACCUGAGGUUAUUUUGGGUCUUCCAUACGAUAAGAAGAUAGAUAUUUGGUCACUUGGGUGCAUCUUGGCAGAACUUUGCACUGGAAAUGUUCUCUUCCAAAAUGAUUCGCCGGCAACGUUACUUGCACGCGUACUUGGAAUCAUAGGUUCCAUUAACCAGAGCAUGCUCGCCAAGGGACGGGAUACAUACAAAUAUUUUUCAAAGAAUCAUAUGCUCUAUGAACGGAAUCAGGACACCAACAGGCUCGAAUACCUGAUCCCGAAGAAGACGUCUUUGCGGCACCGAUUGCCAAUGGGGGAUCAGGGCUUUAUUGACUUUGUUGCCCAUCUUCUAGAAAUAAACCCAACAAAGCGUCCGACUGCAUCUGAUGCUCUGAAACACCCAUGGCUCUCCUAUCCAUAUGAACCCAUCUCAUCUUGAGUCGUGCCAGCUAUGAUACCCCAUCAAAUGUUUAGAUUGUUACCAUGAGCUGCACUGAAGUUGUGUUUUAAAAGAACAGGGGCUGGUCAGCGAUCCUACGUGAGAAUGGGCCUUGCAGAAUGUCCAGCGAAUGCUUUCAUGAUGGAGACUUCGCAGGCCCUGCCAUGUCCCCGAUUUUGUGGAUCUCUCUGUCUCUCACUCCUGAACCAUGUUGAAUCUCCUAACCUGCUGUAACUCGGAAUGUAAUUUUUAUUUUUUUAUUUUUGGCAUGCACGAGUAUUUUGUGGGGAGAAGGAAAUCUCCCUCUUGUGUGUAUAUAUAAUGUGGUUAUGAUUAUUUUUUUGAAAUGCUUUAGUGAUGGUUUUCUGGAUUGGAGUGAGAACUGUUAAGUUGCGGGUUUUCAUUUCUUAUAAAUGAUUCAAGAAUUAUGGCUGGGGAAAUGGCCAAUCAGAUGUACAUGGUUUCUUUGA